This is a messenger RNA of Mus musculus (house mouse), 1182 nucleotides long. RefSeq names its product phosphatidylethanolamine binding protein 1 (gene Pebp1). NCBI's taxonomy places the organism in Eukaryota, Metazoa, Chordata, Mammalia, Rodentia, Muridae. The transcript has 4 exons. Gene Ontology annotation, biological process: spermatid development. The record is from RefSeq and is marked validated. Gene Ontology annotation, cellular component: cytoplasm. The coding region runs from base 22 to 585 and encodes 187 amino acids.
GCCUUCCAACUCUCCAUCGCCAUGGCCGCCGACAUCAGCCAGUGGGCCGGGCCCUUGUGCUUGCAGGAGGUGGACGAGCCGCCCCAGCACGCCCUGCGGGUCGACUACGCCGGGGUGACGGUGGACGAGCUGGGCAAAGUGCUAACGCCCACCCAGGUUAUGAACAGGCCCAGCAGCAUUUCAUGGGACGGCCUUGAUCCUGGGAAACUCUACACCCUGGUCCUCACAGACCCCGAUGCUCCCAGCAGGAAGGAUCCCAAAUUCAGGGAGUGGCACCACUUCCUGGUGGUCAACAUGAAGGGUAAUGACAUUAGCAGUGGCACUGUCCUCUCAGAUUAUGUGGGCUCCGGGCCUCCCAGUGGCACAGGUCUCCACCGCUAUGUCUGGCUGGUGUACGAGCAGGAACAGCCGCUGAGCUGCGACGAGCCCAUUCUCAGCAACAAGUCUGGAGACAAUCGCGGCAAGUUCAAGGUGGAGACCUUCCGCAAGAAGUAUAACCUGGGAGCCCCGGUGGCGGGCACGUGCUACCAAGCCGAGUGGGAUGACUAUGUGCCCAAGCUGUACGAGCAGCUGUCAGGGAAGUAGGGGUGCUGCACAGGGGCCCCCACAGCCUUGUUAAGUUGUGUAAAGCAUGCUCUUCCCCCCGCCCCCUUGCUACCCUCUCAUUGGGAGUUCUUAGCUGUGCUAGGAUAGAGGUUUAGGGUGUCUUCCCUCUUGCUGCCAGCCGUCACGAUUCUGGAUAGUCCCAUCCCAGGUUCUGUUUGAUUGAGUUUAGGUUCCGUCUGGGGAGGGGUCUAAUGUUCUGAUGGAGUCAUUCUGUUGUUGAUAUAAAAAAAGCAACUCUGAAAAAGGAAGCACUCCGCCAGGAUCAGGUCUAGAGGAGAGCUGGAGCUGGUGGUGUCUGUGAGUGGUUGAACAAGGAAACUGUCCAGAACCGGGCACAGUGGGGUCUUUAAGGGCCCUGUCCCCCAACUGAGACAACUCAAGACUCCCAUCUUAGCUGAGCCCUGACUGUCCAGAUCAGGUGGCUGCGUAGGUAUCAAGUGUCUAAAGAACAGUGCUGCUGUGGAGAGAGACCCUCUUAAGCCCCUUGCUUCUCAGUGGGGUAGGCAAAAGUCACCUGAGCUGCCGAGUGUGUUGAUCCUCCUUGUCAAGUACAAAUAAAAAGGCAUUGCAUUCAGA